AUGGGUGGAUUCUACAACACCCCCAAGGUCGGUAACCUGUUGACAGUGUUUGACCCAAAGACAGCAGCGGUUAUGCAACGCAUAGAAGCAACGGAUGCCAACAAUAUGACGGGCGGGUCUGCGGUUUGGUCGACCCGACGGAAAACUUUGCUGUUGUUUGAGGGAUCCAGGGCGGUUGGGACAGGCGAAGUAAAAGGGAUUGUGCAGACUGCCGUUCGGGAGUAUGAUACGACUGUCGCGGAUGAUGGAUCAAAGGUCAUCUUAUUCGGAGGGGCGGCCGAUGCGAAUGUGAUCCUCAACACCAUCCACAUCCUCGACGUCGACUCUGCACAAUGGACUCAGGGUCAACCAGCACCCGCAGCUCGGACGCAGAUGGCAUGCGCCUACCACUCUGAACUCUUUAUUGCCUUUGGAGGAACUUCCAACCAAACCGCGGGUCUUUAUUCCAACCAGCCCAUUGUCUACGACGUCAGCAAGAACCAGUGGGUUGAGUACUAUAGCCCUUCUACUAACAGUACCGGUGCUGGUAUCGGUGCUGGUAUCGGUGCCGGUGAAGGCGGUAGUACUGAAAGUUCGCAGAAGAGUAACAUGGGAUUGAUUAUUGGUGCAAGUGUGGGGGUCGCUGUUGUUUGUGCCGUGGUUUUGGGGUAUAUGAUGCAGAAGCGGAGGAGGGUUCGGAAGGCUGUGGAGAGGGACGCUAGAACGGCUGCUUUGCUCUCGAAUGGAGAAGACCGUUACAGUGACCGCCGUCAGACGAUUCACAAGAAGGUUGCCGAGGCUAUCAACAACAACAGCAACAGCAACGACAACAACCGGGUCAUGGCAGCUGCUGAGCACUAUGCCGCUAAACAAACAGUUGGCGAGCCCCAAGCAUUGGGAUCUGUUGAAAUGGGACUACAGCAGUCCGAUAGAGUUCCCCGCAGCCCACAUUCGAAUCCUGACAAGAAGGACGAAUCUAAGACUUUGCUUGGAGGCAGCACUGUCGGCAGAGAUGGAGAUGGAUCAUUUACAGCAGCAGCGAGUGCCGGGAAGGCUAUAUCUUUUGUCAAGAGAGAAUCGCCAUCGUCAAUCUCGCCUACUUCAGCCCGGCGUUCACCACAUACUGCAAUUGGUGCUGUUUACUCUAAUUCGAGGUUGGAAGAUGUUGUCGUACCGACCGCCAAGUAA
Linnemannia hyalina is the source of this 1167-nucleotide messenger RNA. NCBI's taxonomy places the organism in Eukaryota, Fungi, Mortierellomycota, Mortierellomycetes, Mortierellales, Mortierellaceae. The record is from the annotation of a GenBank genome assembly.